GUUUGUCAGUGUUGUCAAUAUCAUUGUCGAGCGUGGUACUGCGCUCGGUAAACGCGAGGUAUUGAUUACGGUAGCUCGUGCUCCGGGUUGCUCAUUGUCAGGCACAAAGGCAUCGAUCGUGGCAUUUCGUUUGUCCCUGAAUUACAAGUACGUAAUUCCGUGACGCAAAGAGCAGUCGCCCUAUUUACGGGGGUGGCUUCGAAAUAAGUUCCGUACUACGGAUACCUUGAUUCAGUGGAGUGGGUGACAUUGAGCCAUGGACAUCAGACUCUUACUGUUAGCCCUGGGGGUCAUCGGGGCGAUGGUGGCCGCGGUCGCAUCGAGGCUUGGAUUCCCCGGGUUCAACAAGAUCGCCCAGAUUUUCCUGGCCCUGGUGUUGCUUCCGGUGCUUUGCAGAUUCCAUCGAAAGCUGUACAUCAUCUGUAAGAUGCUGCCACGCGAUCUCAGAUUGAUAUACCGUGCCAUUAAGUCUGAACUCGAAAUGAAGGUUCUAUCUAGGAAAAACAUGAGCGUGACGAAGGCAUUUUUGAAGAGAGUGGAACGUUAUCCUAACAAGACUUGCUUCAUCGUCCAGGAUCAAGUUUGGUCGAACUAUGAUGUGAACAAAUACGCCAACCAAAUAGCGUCCGUCUUUCAAAAGGCUGGAUAUGUUAAAGGGGAUGCUGUGGCUUUGAUGAUGCCGAGCAGGGCAGAGUAUGCCGCGAUAUGGCUAGGCCUGGCAAAACUCGGUGUCGUUACGGCUCUAAUCAACACGAAUUUACGACUUCAGUCUUUGAUCCAUUGUCUUCGCAUCGCCGAAGUGAAGAGUAUCAUUUACGUCGAGGAAUACACGUCUGCCAUCGAUGACAUUAAGGACUCGAUUCACGGUAUCGCCAGAUACAAAUUGUACAACAAACCAGGGGCGAGCGAGGAUGGUGUACAUAAUCUGAAUGAACUUCUAUCCGAAGCCAGCACCAAGGAACCGGUGGUGAAAGAAGAAAUUGGCUACAGAGACAAGCUGAUAUACAUUUACACAAGCGGCACAACUGGUUUGCCAAAAGUGGUGAUCGUUCCCCAUUCCAGGUUCUUACUGACCGUAUUGCCGUAUAAUUUGAUGGGGUUGAAUUCGAAGGAUAUCCUGUAUAAUCCAAAUCCAUUGUAUCACACAGCUGGCGGUAUGUUGGGAAUAGGUUUCGCGCUUCUGAAAGGUAUACCAACCGUCUUGAGAAGCAAGUUUUCAGUGACAUCUUAUUGGACUGACUGCAUCAAACAUAAAUGUACCGCAGCACAAUACGUUGGUGAGAUGUGCCGUUACCUGCUAAAUGCACCACCUCGACCGACGGACAGCGCACACUGUUUAAGAAUUAUGUUUGGAAAUGGCAUGAGGCCACAAAUUUGGAGCGACUUCGUUAAACGCUUCAAAGUUGGUCGGAUUACGGAGUUCUACGGGUCGAGCGAAGGAAACGCUAAUAUUCUGAAUGUGGAUGGUCAAACUGGUGCUGUUGGUUUCUUACCACUGAUCAUACCCAGGUCGCUUCAUCCUGUGACAAUUAUUCGAAUAAAUAGUGAGACAUACGAACCAGUUAGAAACGCAAAAGGGUUUUGCAUAAGAGCUGAUAUAAAUGAACCGGGAAUGUGCAUAGGAUUGAUAAAAGAAGGAAACGCGUCGAGAGAAUUCACUGGAUAUUUAGACAAAGAAGCGUCGAAAAAGAAAAUAAUAGAAAAUGUAUUUGUUAAAGGCGAUAAAGCCUUCCUAACAAGUGACAUUUUGAUACAAGAUGAGUACGGUUACGUUUACUUUAAAGACAGAGUAGGAGACUCAUUUAGGUGGAAAGGUGAAAAUGUUGCUACUGCCGAAGUGGAGGGUGUUCUAAGUAAUAUUGCAGGAUAUCGAGAUGCUACUGUCUAUGGUGUUGAGGUGCCUGGAAUGGAAGGAAGAGCAGGCAUGGCAGCAAUUGUCGAUCCAGAAAAUUUGUUAGAUCUUAAAGCACUUGGGGAAGGCUUGGAAAAAGCUCUCCCAGCUUAUGCAAGACCAAUUUUCUUAAGAAUUGUGAAAGAAAUUGAAAUGACAGGAACAUACAAAUUAAAGAAAUUAGACCUUCAAAGAGAAGGGUUUGAUCCAAACAAAAUAAAAGAUGAAAUGUAUUUCCUUGCUGGAAACAAAUACAUCGAAAUUACACCAGAACUCUAUCAAGAGAUCAUAUCUGGGUCAAGGAAAUUCUAGUCACUGUAUUAAUGCUUUACGAAUAAUGACUAAGCGUUGAAAAUAUUUUUAAAAAAUUAGACGUAUAAUUCUUUUUAUAACAUGAACAUGACUUUGUGCACGCGCCUUGUAGAUACAACGCAUAGGGUUUUAUAAUCCAACAUAUACCAUAGAAAUUAGGUGAAUGUUAUUUUUAUGGAAGCUCAAGGAAAGCUUGUGUAGUAUGGGACUUCUGUCACAAAAAGACAAUUCGGUUUUGCCAAUAGUCACAUUAAAGCGAACGAAUAUGGUGACAUGUUCCUGUAUAUUUUAUAAAUACUGUGUACAUUUUUAAAUGAAUGAAUGAAGUGUAGUAUAAGAAAGAUUGGCAUUGUAGAUAGAAAAGUAGUUCAAAUAAAAUCUUACUUAAUAUGUAACAUUGAUUUUCUAUGGGAGAAACCUUAUUUAUUGGAAAUCAAGAGGAUACGAAUCUUCUUAUAUUUGUAUAUGAUAACGGAGAAAUAAAAUUCGCGAAAUUUUGUUCUAUGUGUGAUUAUUAAAGUAAAUAAAUUAAUAGUGUUACAUUUCAGGAAUUUAAUUAAAUGUAAAUAUCUAUAUUAUAUUUAAUUAAUUUAUUUCAAUUUACAUUUGUUUCAUUCAUUUUUACAAUUGCAUUAUAUAUAGAAUCAAUUAUGCAAAAUUAUGAACGGAAUUUAAGCAAUUCAAAUAAUCACAGUCUGGAAAUAUAUGUUCAAUGAAAUUUAACAUAAUAAAUUAUUAAUUAUUUUAAUAUUAGUAAAAUAAAAAUAUUUUCCGCUAUUAUUCGUAAGUCAAGUAAUACACAAUUGUAUAUAUUAUAAAUCUAUCAUGAAUACCAAAUAAUAUUCAAAGAACUAAAUUUCCCUUUUGCAUCUAAAACAAUUGAUAGAUUAUAGUAGUUGACAGAUUUGUGUACUUAACCUUUUAUGUCACUAAUGCAGUACAUAUUUGUAGAUUGCUUACCCUCAAUUUCAAUAAUGAUGUAAAUAGUCACUUAGCAAGUAAAAAAUUCCAAAUAAAAAAUAAUUUUAAGAUGUAGUAAACAGGAGGUAUUAAUGAAUGCGAUCUCCUAUCCAGAUUUGACUUUUAUAAUCUCAUAUAUAGAUCUACUUGUCCAAAUAUCAUUUUGCGAAGAUAAAUGAAAGAUGAAACCAAAAUUAGAAUUUAUCAAAUACGAUUUAUUCUGUAAAGAUUACAUAAAUUAAGAAAUAUAGGGAAAACAAAUUUUAUAAAA
Hylaeus anthracinus is the source of this 3434-nucleotide messenger RNA. Its product is annotated as long-chain fatty acid transport protein 4-like. The record is from RefSeq and is a predicted model, not a curated record. Gene Ontology annotation, biological process: triglyceride homeostasis. Gene Ontology annotation, cellular component: endoplasmic reticulum. The transcript has 12 exons. Gene Ontology annotation, molecular function: long-chain fatty acid-CoA ligase activity; long-chain fatty acid transmembrane transporter activity. The coding region runs from base 257 to 2203 and encodes 648 amino acids. NCBI's taxonomy places the organism in Eukaryota, Metazoa, Arthropoda, Insecta, Hymenoptera, Colletidae.